Anoplophora glabripennis (Asian longhorned beetle) is the source of this 2238-nucleotide messenger RNA. RefSeq lists its product as uncharacterized. The coding region runs from base 1 to 2238 and encodes 745 amino acids. Gene Ontology annotation, molecular function: catalytic activity. Lineage: Eukaryota; Metazoa; Arthropoda; Insecta; Coleoptera; Cerambycidae. The transcript has 5 exons. The record is from RefSeq and is a predicted model, not a curated record.
AUGAAAAGACUUACAGCAGACGUGAGAGAUAUUAAGAUAGAGCAACAGGCCCAAGGGGAAGCUACUAAAGCUUUGAGAGAAGAAAUGCAAACAGGACUAACGGCGGAUGCUGGAGAUAGCAGCUUGCUAAAAGAGACAAUGAGGAAGCUUAUUGAAGAGGAGUUAGGAGUAAAAAUACUGAUAAAAGCAGCGCAUAGAUUGAGUGCGAAAACAUGUCUAGUGGAAUUUGACAGUGAAGAUAACAAACUGGAAGUGAUGCGGAAUAAAAGUAAGCUGAAGAAUAGGCCAGGCGACAGAAUAUUUAUCAAUGAUGACAUGACAAAGGAAGAAAGGGUUAUUCAGAAGAAAAUUAGGCAGAAAGCAAAUGAAGAAAAGACUAGGGGAAAAAAUGUUAAAACAGGGUUUCUGAAAUUAGUGUACAGCAAGUGGUAUAAAAAACUAGAAAAUGUGACUGUCGACGGUGAUAUGGACCCGACCCGGCAACAACAAGGACAUAGACUAGAAUUAAGGGGAUUUAGUGUUAAGAAGAAAAUAAGAAAGAGACGAAAUAAGAUUAGGAUAGGUACAUGGAAUGUUAGAGAUACAUUUACGGAAGGCGCUCUGAAACAUUUAUGUGGGGAAAUGAGAAGAUAUAAUGUAGAUAUUCUGGCAUUACAGGAAACUAAGCAAAAGGGCAAAACGAUCACAGAAGUGGAAGACCAUACAUUUUUUAAUAGUGGAAUUGAGAAUAGGAGAUUAGGGGUAGGAUUUAUAGUUAAUAACAGAUUUAAAAAUGAAGUCAUUGAGUUUGAGGGGGUCUCAGAUAGAAUGUGUAGAAUAAGAAUCAAAGGCCAAUUUAGAAAGAUUAAUAUAAUAAAUGUGCAUGCACCAUCUGAAGAAAAUGACCUGGAAAUUAAAGUAAAGUUUUAUGAGGAUUUGGAUAGAAUCUUGGGAAGGCUUCCAAGGUUUCAUGUCAAAUAUGUAAUUGGUGAUAUGAAUACUAAAGUGGGAAGGGAGGAGGAAUACAGAGAAGUAACGGGAGCACCAAAUGGCGAGACAAGGAACCAAAUUGAUCAUGUCCUUAUAGAGAGAAAACAUGCUAAGGACGUUACUAAUGUGAGAAGUUAUAGGGGAGCAGACAGUGACACUGAUCACAUAUUAGUUAUAACAGAAAUGAGACAGGAACGACCUAUUGAGAAAAAAUAUGUGAAAAGGGGAGAGCGGGUGAGAUAUGAUGUAGCAAAACUAAAAGACAUGACAACAGCAGUGCAUUUUAAGCGAGAAAUGGCAAGAGAAUUGGCAACGAAACUCCAUAAGGAGCAGAUAGAACAAGAAUGGGCACAGAUUGAGACUGUUAUGGAGGAGGUGGUAAGAAAGAGAUUGGGAAAGUGUAAAAGGAAACAAACAAAUAAAUGGUUUGAUGAAGAAUGUAAGCAAAUGUUGAGACGGAGAAAUAAAACACGGCUGAGGUUACUAGAGGAAAUGAGCGAAAACAACAAACGGAGGUACGAGCGCGCACGUAGGGAAGCCAAGGCGAUUUGCAGCAGGAAAAAGAAGGAACAUCUAGAGCAGGAACUAAAGGAAAUAGAAGAAUUCGCCAGACAACCCCAGUAUUUGAAAACUCAUAAUGGCUCCCUGGUUGGAGAUACGGAAGGGAAUUUGCAAAGAUUUGCCCAGUAUUUCUCAGAAAUACUAAAUGAAAAUGGGGAGGAAUACUGUUCGAGAGAAAAUGAGAUGGAUUUGCCAAAUGACGGUGAAAUUGUAAGUGUACCCACAAAGGAAGAAGUAGAAGAUUGUACUAAACGGUUAAAAAAUAACAAGAGUGCGGGAGAAAAUAAUAUAAUGGCAGAAAUUUUAAAGCAUAUAGGGGAAAUACUGGUAGUAAGAGUAUGGGAGCUGAUAAAAAAAAUCUGGGAAGAAGAGAAGAUGCCAGAGAAGUGGAAUAAAGCGCUAAUAAUACCCAUUCACAAAAAAGGAGCUAAGAAGGAAUGUAAUAAUUAUCGAGGGAUUGCGCUACAAGAUGUAACAUACAAAGUGGUAGCGAGAAUAAUUAAAAACCGAUUGGAAAAAUACCAUAAUGAACAAGUGGGGGAAUACCAAGGAGGGUUUAGGGCAGGAAGAUCAACGACCGAUCAAAUAUUCAUCAUGAAGCAGAUCCAACAGAAUUCUUAUGAGCAGAAUUCGAGUUUACAUUUGCUGUUUGUUGACUAUCGGCAAGCCUACGACUCCAUUAGUAGAAAGACACAUCACAUUCAAUGA